Molecule: messenger RNA, 4711 nt
Organism: Caenorhabditis sp. 36 PRJEB53466
Lineage: Eukaryota; Metazoa; Nematoda; Chromadorea; Rhabditida; Rhabditidae
Source: the annotation of a GenBank genome assembly
AUGAAGAUCGUCAGUGUCAGUGGAUACGGCGCUCUGACUUCGGAGAUGCAGGUAUUUGGCCACAAAAAGAACCAGAUGACGCAGUCAAAACGAACCAGUACUGGAAAAUGAUAAUAGAGAUAAGGAAGGAAAGGGAGAGAGAACUGGUUACUCUUCUGGUUAUUCACGCAUUCGGAUAGUGUUUUGAUGACGAGUCUUAUCGCGCCUUUCUUCAUAUUCUCGUCUUUGAAACAGAGGGGGUCUAAGAAUAUAAUACUUGACUUGAGGGGACUAAUUAUAAGAAACUUUGAGAUAAAAACUGAUCCUAAAGGAAUUCCAAGUAGCUAGGAACGCUCCCCAAUACUGUUCAUUCAAAAAAUCGGAUAAACUCACUGAAAAAUUGCAGUCGGAGCUCCAAUUGGCCUUGAAAUGGUUCCGAAACGCAUUUCUCGUCGAAAAGGCGACAAACGCCGUGAGAACAGAAGAUGUGAUGCGGCGAAUACCAGAGUAUCGCAAGUUUUCGAGUGUAUUUGUUCAGGUACUGGGAACACGGCGUUCACAGUUCACUGAUACUUUGUCAAACUAAUGAUGAGACAUUUGAGACUACUUUCCAACAGUUGAACGUGUUCUUCAGACGCCUGAUCGUCGCGCCAAUCUUCAAUUUCAAUCGCAAAACAUGGAAAAGCUACUCGCAUUCGCCGAUUUCAGUGUGUUCGUGGUGGCCAAGGACCGGCAAGCGUGCGCCCGGGAUCCCGGUUUGUUGGCCGAGGCGUUGCCGAUAUCGUUGGUCCCUAAUAGUAGGUCAGUAAAGAGUAAACUCGAAGGACCAUCAGAUAUUGUAGCUCUCAACUAUUGUAGGCCUCUCCUGGCGACCAUGUCGAUCUGCCCUCGCCAACACCAUCCGGUCCGUUUGUUCGACCUGUUCAGACAUGAAAUCCUCCACGGAAUGGGCUACGGUAUGAUCAUUGACAAAACGAACGAAACGUUCAAAGGCGCGGAGAAGUACAUUUGGAAAACGGCGCAAGGAGGUCAGCCGGCCGCGCGCCACUUUUUGGAUUUCUAUAAUAUCGCUCUGAAAACUGCCAAGACCCAUUUCGAAUGUCCGAAUUUGAUGGGAAUCGAGGCGGAUGGAGCCAGGAAGAAUCAUCUGAACGAGUACAUUUUCGGGGUAAAUUUUUUGCUUGAAAUUAUAUUUAUUUAAAGGUUUAAACAGUUCAGAAUGAGCUAAUGACAAGUGAUUUGGAGGUGAGCGGAAACAUUUUCAGUUGGAUUUCCGUCGGAAUCAUUGAAAGAACCUACAACGGGGACCGGUACGUCAAUCAACGCAUUUUUGUGCGUUGACGCACUUCCAGACAGUGGUACCAUGUCAACCGGACGUUUGUGGCUGGGGAGGCCAAUCAAUACACGUAUGGCAAGGGGUUCGGAUGCGAUUUUCUGACGAAAUCUUGCUUUGAGUUCAUCAAAAUCACUGAGCAAUCGAGUCCAAACAAGGCGAUCGGGCCGUUUUGUUCUAGAAAUCAUCGGAAUGUGAGUUUAAAGGAAGCAUGUCACUAAGAAAUUGACAACGCUCACUUUUACGGUCAGAUUUGUUAUUUUCAUAGCCCUACUGUUUAGAAGCCAGACCAUAACUCGACUUUCAAGCCAACUUUUCACAUUCGCAGAUGUGCUACCGUCUCGUCAAUUCCUCGUUCUCGAAACCCGUCUCCGACUCGGAUUGUGAAUCUGUAAUUGAAAUCGGAAAUUCGCAUCAUUUCCUGUCUCCAAAUGUACCCCUACCGGUGGCUGAUAACGGUGUUAAGGUGAUCUCUCUCUCUCUCUCUCUCUCGCGAGCACAAGUCACAUCUGACUCAUCCUCCCCCAUUUUCAGGCGCCUCCAGGCCUUUCCUAUCACAAUAUUCAAAUGCGUUUCUGUCCUGUUAUCAAAGUUUGUGUGCUCUCUCAUCACUUGGCUGUUUUAGUUUAGUAGUUUACUAUAUAUAAUUUCAGUACUCCCCCUCGCUUCCACCCAACUGGCACAUUGGACCAUGUCUAUGAGCAUCUUCUUCGGCUCUCGGAUACAUUUUUUUCACGUUUUUCUCUGAUAAACACAUGUCAUUUUUGUGUGUCUGCGUCUUCAAAUGACCUCAAUCUCGCCGCCUUUUAAAUGUGUGUAACAGAGCGGGAAUUUGUUCUGGGCUCUGGGCGGCGGAGCUCUGAGCUCGGAGGCCAGAGCACUUUGGCGCCUAUAUCUUAUCAAUUUUCUGAUUGUUUUUCCCCCAUGGAUCACACGAUUUUCUGGAAUUUUCUUCUCUUCCGCGUUUCUAGAAAGUUAGGCCGUUUUGCAAAUUCUCGGAUUCAUCUGACGGAAGAACUCAGCGGAAGAAUUUUUAUCUUUUUUAGAAAAUUUUUUCAUGAAAUGUGAUCAACUGACGAAAUGUAUAGCAAAGUGAACUGUGCGCAUAGAAAAAUAAUUGUAAAUUUAGCGAUUCAUACAAAAAAGUUAUUCGAGUUGUUCCUUCCGUCGCCCUUUUUCACGGAACAACUCGAAUAACUUUUUUGUAUGAAAAGCUAAAUUUACAAUUAUUUUUUUGUGCGCAGAGUUCACUUUGCUAUACAUUUCGUCAGUUGAUCACAUUUCAUGAAAAAAUUUUCCAAAAAAGAUAAAAAUUAUGGAAUCCAUCUGAGUUUUCAGUGAAAAUGCUCUCACUCAAGCUGAUCCUACCCGUUCUGGCACUAUUUUUCCACGUUCACGUUCAAUGUUCCGAUGAAGUUGAGACUGCGCACGCCGAUUCGGUACGUUUCAUUCUUGACGCACUUUCGGUGCCCUGACGCAAUUUCGGUGCCCUGACGCAAUUUCGGUGCCCUGACGCAAUUUCGGUGCCCUGACGCACACUCUUAAUGCAUCGUUUUAAGGAGGUAAUUUUCGCCGAGAGGCAUAUUCCGGCACACCGCCCACGCGAAGUGAAACAGCGAAAACUGGAAGAAGGCGAUGAGCUUUUGCUCUCUCAAGUGGUUAGUGGGCACACUUUUUCUCAACUAAUAUUAUCCAUUUGGCAGGUCUGGCGACACGGAGAUCGUGCUCCAACUGGUACCUAUCCAACUGAUGUCCAUAAGGAAGAUUCGUGGCCGAACGGAUGGGGAGAACUUACUCAGGUAAUUACAGAAAUUACAGUUGCUAUGGAAAUCAUUAAAAACGUUUCUUUUUUCCAGCUAGGAAUGCGUCAACAAUACGCUCUCGGUCGACUUCUUUACAAGAAAUAUGUGAAUACGAGCCGCCCACUUCUCAGCGGAUCCUACAAUUCCAAGGAGGUACUGUUGGAUUACUCUGGUUUACUGUACUGUACUUUUAAAAGGUCAGGUGUACAUCCGAUCCACCGAUGUGAACCGAACAUUGGUGUCGGCCCUGGCGAACCUGGCCGGAAUGUUCGAGAACGGCAAUAGUGGAGAGGAUUAUCCGGAUUCUCAAAGGUGGAAAAACGUCGACCUUUCAAUAAACAUGCCACUUUUUUCAGAUGGCCCAGAGGUUGGACCCCAAUUCCAGUACAUACGAUAGCUGAGAAAGAAGAUCCGGUACUACCACAUCUUCUCAUUCUUCUCUCUCUCUCAUUUUUCAAUAUUUUCAGAUCGGAAACGUGUUUGCUCCGUGUCCCCGCGCCGAGGAGCUCACUCGGGACAUUUACACAGGCGCCGGUUUCCAGAAAUUCAUUGCUGACAAUCAAGAGUUUCUGGAUUUUGUGUCCGAGAAAUCGGGAAAGAAAGUAAAUAUGCCGGAGAUUUAUCUGAUCAAUGACGCGCAUUACAUCGAGGUACAGUACUCCUACCCACCGUAAUCCAUCCAUUCCAAUCGUUUUUCCAGAAGCUCUACAACAUGUCACAACCCGACUGGAUCACCGAUGACGUGGAAUUGAAGCUGCGGAACUUGUCGCAAGUCGCCACACGAUUCUUGUUCGGAAUCGGAGAUCCGUACGUGCCAGAACUGAUCCGACUUCGAGGAGGUAAUUGAGAAGGAUUACUGUAGGACGAUACAAAAUUGGUGAUAUUGUAGGCCCACUUUUGAGCACGAUGAUUGAUAAGAUGAAUCAGAAAUUGAGUUGUCGCCACCAGAACAAUGAGGAAUGCAAUUGGAUCGGAAAGCUCAAGUACCACGCGUAUAGUGCGGUUAGUUUGAGACGUUUUGCAACUGUUUCUAAUGAUUUCCUUUUGAAAUGAAUUCUGUGGCUCAAAGGCGAAUGAGUUGCAAAAGUUCCAUUGAAAGUUGUCUAGGUUAGAUGGCUUACCAAAUUCAAGGAAUUGGUUGCAAAGUGUCCGUACCCCUAAUCCAACUGAUUUCCAGCACGACACCACCGUCUACGCCUUCCUCACAACUUUUGGCGACGAGGAAAAAGUGAUCGAAGGCGGCAUGCCCCAUUACACUGCCUCCGUGGCCGUCGAGCUCUGGAAUCUGAAGAACGGCGGACCGAGUGUCAGGGUACGGGUAGUCUACAAUAUCCUACCGUACCCGAAAAACCAAUUUCAGGUCCUCUUCCACAGCGCCUUCCAUCACAACUACCACGUCAUCACUCAUUUGGCCAAAGGAUGCCCGCACAACUCGGAAUUCUGUCCGCUGAAGGUCGGCGCGCACAUUUUUACAGAUUUACAAUAGUUGAUUCAGGUUUUCGAACAGCGUAGUCUCAAGUUUUUGCCGAAAAACUUGCCAAAAGAGUGUGAAUCGCACAAGAAUUCGUGGAAGUUGACGAACAAGUAUCAUCACUAA